UCGCACCAUGAAUCCCAUGUGACGGAGCUCACUGAGAAUCACUGUCCGAGAAGAACUAGGACUCGAGAAGACUGCGACGUCGUUUCCCCCCGGGACUACCCUCUGCAACUCCACUUCACCUCCGUCCUCACUGUCAGCGUGUCAGAUUUACAAAUGGGAGAUCCACGGUUGGAGUCAGAAGAAGGCCUGAAUGAAGAUGAUUACAAGUUUGUUUUGUUGACCAAGGAUGGGAAAAUUAUAUGUAGGACACAAUGCUUAAAUCCUCCUGCAAAAGUGCCUCAACGUUGGAAUUUGCAUGAAAUUGUCCCAAGAUCUAGGGUAAAAAUCCCUCCUGAUCUGCCUCAUUGCUUUUUACGCCCUGCUGCUGAAUGUUUAAGGGACCAUACUGAGUGGGGGAGGUUUUUGUCUCAUCUUCAGAAAAGAGACACGGUUGGAAUUGCAAAAUUUGACUUCUGUGAGUUCUAUAUACUUCCUCCUGUUGAAGCCUAUAAUUAUAGCUAUGCUAGAGUUGCAUACCGGGCAGAGACGCACAUUGGUCAAAAGCAUAGUGAAUCAGCUGAAGCAUGUCAAUUUAAACGGCAAAGCUUAGAUCCAACUGAGACUUGUGGUAAUAGUAGCUCCAUGUCACCUUCUCCUGACGUAAACGAUUUCUCUGCUAGGAAAGAUGGGCAUACACAGGCAAGGGGUGCAAGCAGUAUCAGUGAAGAAAAUGGUGUGCCUUGUGUCAAGUUUCCACAGUCAAUUGGUGAUCACCAUGGUUGUGUUCCAACAGGUAGAUGCCAGCCUUGUGCUGUGAAGUGGGAUGGACCAUUGGAAAGAAAUUAUGUGCGGGCAGACCCAAGUUACCUGCAGACUCUUGGUCAAGCACAUUCUGGAUGGAUUUUUGGUGCAAUAGCUGAGCUUGUUGAUAAUUCUAGGGAUGCAAAAGCAAGCAGAAUGGAUAUUUCUAUUGAGAUCAUAUAUUCUAAAAGAGCUGGAAAAGAUAUUCCUAUGUUGUCAGUUAUAGAUGAUGGCCAUGGGAUGACCCAUCAGGAGAUUGUGAGAAUGACUUGUUUUGGACACAAGCAACCUGAUGCUGAUGAUCUGGAUCGCAUAGGAAGAUUUGGUGUUGGAUUUAAGACUGGAGUAAUGAGGCUUGGAAGGGAUGCUCUUGUUCUUACUCAGACUGCUGAUUCCAGAUCCAUAGCCUUUCUCUCACAAUCUUUAAAUGAAGGAAAAGAGAAUCUAGAGAUUCCCAUUGUAAGCUACUGCAGAAAAGGACAGUUUAUGGAAGUAGAUAUAAAUGUCCAGUCUGAAGCAUUAGCAAAGUACAACUUGAAAGCAAUUAAGGAAUUUUCACCAUUUGAUAAGUAUUUGAUUGGUGAAAAAGCGGGCUUGUUCCGUGAAAAACUCACAGGAACACAGAUAUACAUAUGGAACUUGGAUGAAUGGGGCUCAAAUUAUUGUUUGGACUGGACCACUGGACUGACUGGUCGGAGCUCCUUUCACCAAGGUGACAUACUCAUCCGUUCUAGAAGGGUUAGAUCUCGUCCUGGCCAGAUGAGUCAAAAGGUUCCCUUAGAUUACUCACUUAGAUCUUAUCUAGAAGUCAUCUUUUCAGUUCCAAGGAUGAGGAUAUAUAUUCAAGGUUCAUUGGUUAAAAGUCGACCAUUGGCAAAGUCUUUGAAUAAUACUUGCGAAGCAACUGGUAUUAUCAUGGGGAAACUUGUUCACUUGACUCUUGGUCGCUGUCAAUUAGAGUGGGAGCAGGCAAAUUGCGGAAUGUUUUUGUAUUGGCAUGGCCGCUUAAUUGAGGCUUACAAAAGAGUUGGUGGCAUGGUACAUAAUGGAGACGUGGGACGAGGCGUGAUCGGGGUUAUAGAUGUUACUGAUCUAAUGGAUGAUGUGAAUGGUCGUGUUUGGGUGCAUAAUAACAAACAAGGUUUUCAGGAUUGUGAACCAUAUGCUCUACUGGAGGAGUGGCUGGGGAAGAAGGCUGAUGAAUAUUGGGAUAAGAAUUUUGACACAGUGCUGCUGAAAAAGGGUGGCUUCCUGUACAAGCCUGACCAUGAAUGGGUUCAGUGUGAUAAGUGUAGAAAGUGGAGGAUGUUGAAUUCUGGAUUUGACAGCAAUAACUUACCUACAGAAUGGUUUUGUUAUAUGGAACCUUUUGAGGGAUUGUGUGAAACCCCUGAGCAAAAGGUUGAACACGGUGUGAUAACAGUGUCUGCAAAACGGUCUAGAUAUGGUUGUAAAGAUGUUGAAGAUGAUGCAACACUCACAUCUGAAGGUGAUAGCGAUGACAAUUUUAUUCAAACCAAGAAGGAUUCCAGGCAAGUUUUCAAGAGGCUCAGAAAGGGACCUUCUAGGGCAUGUAAGAAGGCUGUAUAGAAUUAUAGGUACUCUUGGGAUGUCAAAUAUUGAUCUUAAAGUCUCUAAAAAUAGUUUGCUGAGAUUUCAAGUGUCAGAAAUUUUACAGAUUUCAGCCUUAGAGCAUUUGUAUAUGCCCACAAAUAUUUUUGAAGCUGAUGAAAUUUAAUGCGUAAAUUUGGAAA
Messenger RNA from Hevea brasiliensis (rubber tree), 2534 nucleotides. RefSeq lists its product as uncharacterized. The transcript is spliced from 16 exons. The annotation marks the transcript as partial. Gene Ontology annotation, cellular component: nucleus. Gene Ontology annotation, molecular function: zinc ion binding; ATP hydrolysis activity. The record is from RefSeq and is a predicted model, not a curated record. NCBI's taxonomy places the organism in Eukaryota, Viridiplantae, Streptophyta, Magnoliopsida, Malpighiales, Euphorbiaceae.